Naegleria fowleri is the source of this 1773-nucleotide messenger RNA. RefSeq lists its product as uncharacterized. Lineage: Eukaryota; Heterolobosea; Eutetramitea; Acrasida; Naegleriidae. Bases 1 to 1773 code for a protein of 590 amino acids. The transcript has a single exon. The record is from RefSeq and is a predicted model, not a curated record.
AUGUUUUCACCACCCACUACAACAACGACAUUUAGUUCGACAUGGUCAACUGCAACAACUGAUCAAUCGAGUUCAACCGAAGAUACAACAACAUGCCAAUCCUUCUUUGGAGAGGACAAGAAUCCAAAUGAUUUGAAUUCCAUAAAAGCCGAAUACAUGAAACAAUGGUCGAAUCGGAAAUUACAACAACAAAAACGACACUCUCCUCAUUCCUUACAAAUUGAUAUUCUAGUAUUGAGUGGAGAACAAGGUGGUGUUGGACAGAGUAGUCUCAUCUAUCGUUUUGUCACUUCCGAAUAUAAGGAACAUUUAUCGCAUUGCAGCAGUACCAUUUACACGAAAGAAAUUCAACUCACUUGUGUCCAUCCUUCUCAUCCUCCUACUACUACUGAAUUGAAUAAUCACCUUUCACCCAUGAUCAUGAUGAAUCGUGAUGAUGAUCGUGAUGAUGAUCGAGAUGAUGAAUGGAUGGUUGUUGCUGAACCACCACCACCACAACCACAACAGUCACCACCAUUACCACCACCACUCCUAGUAUCCACCACCACCACCACCACCACCCUUCCGAAUGUAAAUAACAACAUCCAUUCAACAGAAACAUCAACAAACAACAAUAGAGAUCAGACCAUCCAUCACCAAUGUACAAAAGACGUCACAAACAAUGAGACAUCAACAAGAACCUCUCAAUUACCAUCAUCAUCAUCAUCAUUACUACUUGAUCAAAUCUCUUCCCAUCCAUCAUCUGAAUGCACCAAUUCUUCUCUUCCUUCCAUUAUGAAUCAAUCACAUCAAACGAAAUCAUUUUCCACUCAACUUUCCAAUACAUUGACUCUUAAUAUUAUUCUUAAUAUUGAAGAUUACAUUCCUCGCUACAUUACUGAUCUUGAAAAUACAGAUGAUCGACAGUCUGAUUGUGACGCCUUAUUUGAUGAGAAAUAUUUUGUCGAAUGUCAACAAAGACAAGAACGGCAUUAUUCAAAAAUGGAUGCUUUUAUCAUUUGUUUUGAUGCAAAACAAGAGGAUUUCAUUGAUUUUGUUUACAAUGAAUUGAAUACCAUUAAGAAAGCAUGUGGAGGAGAAGACUCUUCUCUCUAUCAAUCGAAAGUGAUUGUUUUAGCAAUGACCAAGCAAGAUGAUAAUAUUCAUCACACAAAUAGGGAGUUCAAAGUGACCAACAUGGACAACCAUCUCCUCAUUCCCAAAUCGAACACCACACCACUUUCGACCACCCAACCAACUCCAAGCUUUGACUCUAAACGACGACAAGGUGAACUCAUUCAAUUACUUCUCUCAGAUACACACUUACCUCUCUUUCGAGUGAGUGCCAAAGAUAACAUCAAUGUUACUGAACUAUUCAACCAUGUGGCUCGACAAGUCCUUGCAUUCAAAUUGAAACAUCACUUAAUACCAAACACUUUCUUUCGGGAACAGUUGUCUCAUUCGAACACAUGCAAUAACGAGUCAUCCUCUCAGGGUGUGAAAUUCGCGGAUGAACCAAAAGUCACGAUCGAUGAAGAUGGCAACGAUCAGAAGCCUCCCGAGCUCGAGUUCUCUUUGCCUUUCCGACCCAUGACUUUAACAAAUGACAAGACAUUAGCCUCUGUGAGUGCUCGAACUGUUCCUCCCAACUAUUACUACUCCUCCGAUCAUCAACAACAUGAAGAGGACCACAAGGACUCCCUGCAUGUCGAUACUCACAACAUUCAAAGAAGACACAGUUAUGAUCAAAAAAGUAGAAGCAACACCAACAGGACGAAAUGCCUCAUUCAAUAA